This is a messenger RNA of Toxotes jaculatrix (banded archerfish), 2376 nucleotides long. Its product is annotated as protocadherin alpha-3-like. The transcript has a single exon. The record is from RefSeq and is a predicted model, not a curated record. Gene Ontology annotation, cellular component: plasma membrane. NCBI's taxonomy places the organism in Eukaryota, Metazoa, Chordata, Actinopteri, Toxotidae. Gene Ontology annotation, molecular function: calcium ion binding. Gene Ontology annotation, biological process: homophilic cell-cell adhesion. Bases 1 to 2376 code for a protein of 791 amino acids.
AUGGAACAAAGAGGACGCCACACAUGGAGAGAGCGGACAAAGUGGAUUACCUACAUAAUGGUUUUGGUUACGUUUUGGAGCAGAGCUUCGGGGCAAGUACGAUAUUCUAUCGCUGAGGAAGUGAAAGAAGGAAGUGUUGUUGGAAAUAUUGCGAAGGAUUUAGGUCUCGAUAAGAGCACGCUGAAAGAGAGGGGGUACCGUAUUGUCUACAGCUCGACAGAGCCUCCCUUUCGAGUGAAUCAGGACGACGGUAUCUUGUAUGUGAACCGAAAAAUUGACAGAGAGGAAGUGUGCGACCGGAGCAAGCUUUGCGUAAUCGACUUAAAAACCGUGUUAGAAAACCCACUGGAGGUCCACUAUGUAGCGGUGGAGAUUCUGGAUGUAAACGACCACGCACCAAGCUUCCCCGAAAGUGAAAAGAUGUUGGAGAUUUUUGAAUCUGCAUUACCGGGAGCAAGAUUUCAGUUACAGGCUGCGCGUGAUGCUGAUAGUGGCUCAUUAUCCGUUCAGCAGUAUAAGCUGAGUAGUAAUGAACAUUUUCGUUUGGAGGUGAAAGACCGCGGAGAGGACCGUAAGACUCCUAGUUUAGUUCUCCAAAAACCACUUGAUAGAGAAUCCGUCAAGACUCAUGUGUUACUUUUGACAGCCACUGAUGGAGGUAAACCUCCAAGGUCCGGUAACAUGACAAUAACUGUUGAUGUCUCCGAUGUUAAUGAUAACCCCCCAGUUUUCACACAGGAUUCCUAUCAUGUACAGUUAAAGGAAAAUUCUCCUUACGGCACCACUGUUAUUCAUGUAAAUGCAACAGAUCUGGAUGAAGGUUCAAAUGGUGAAGUUGUAUAUUCAUUUGGUAAUGAUGUGGAUGCACGUGUGCGUGCACGUUUUAAUUUAGAUCCAGUGACUGGAGUGGUUACUGUAGCGGGAGCCAUAGAUUUCGAAGAGAGUGGUAGAUAUGAGAUUGACAUCCAGGCAUCAGACAAAGGUGCGGCUACACUGACAACAGAUAAAACCGUCAUAAUAAAUAUUGUUGACGUAAACGACAACGCGCCAGAGAUUGAGGUGACGUCUUUUUCACGUGCGCUCCCGGAAGAUUCAAAACCAGGAACCACAGUGGCGUUGAUUAGUGUUAAAGACUCAGAUUCUGGUCUCAAUGGAAAAGUGAUGUGUCACAUAAGCCAAAGUCUUCCUUUUCUGCUCACUCCAUCUUUACAGAAUAACAUGUAUUCUCUAGUAACUAAACUGCUUUUGGAUCGAGAGCAGCAAUCGCAAUAUAAUGUAACAAUUAUCGCUAAAGACGCAGGCGAACCAUCCUUAUCAUCAGAAAAAACUAUAAAAAUAGUUGUGUCAGAUGUGAAUGAUAACAGCCCUGAGUUUUCACAGAACCCAUACACUUUCUACAUAACUGAGAAUAACAAGCCGGGAGCGUCUAUUUUAUCAGUGACAGCCCGUGAUGAUGACGAGGGAAGCAAUGCUCUUAUUUCAUAUCAUAUUUUGAGAGAUAGGGGAGGAGAUAAUCUGUUUACUUCAUUUCUCAACAUCAACUCUGAAAAUGGAGACAUUAUGGCGCUGAAAAGUUUUGACUUUGAAACACUGAAAACUUUCCACUUCCACGUUGUUGCGUCAGAUUCUGGAACUCCGUCACUGAGCAGCAACGUCACAGUCAACGUGUUCAUUCUGGAUCAGAACGACAACGCUCCAGUCAUCCUCUAUCCACUCAGCUCUAACGGUUCUGCUGAAGGUGUGGAGGAGAUUCCCCGCAAUGUCAACGCAGGACACUUGGUGACUAAAGUCAGAGCCUAUGACGCUGAUAUAGGAUAUAACGGCUGGUUACUCUUUUCACUGCAGGAAGUUACUGACCACAGUCUCUUUGCUUUGGACCGCUACACAGGACAGAUCAGAACACUUCGCUCAUUCACAGAGACAGACGAGGCUGAGCACAAACUGCUCGUACUGGUCAAAGACAAUGGCAACGUCUCACUCUCAGCAACAGCUACUGUCAUCGUCAAAGUUGUGGAGCCCAAAGAGGCUUUUGCAGCUUCUGAUGUUAAAACUUCAGCAAAAGUUGACGAGGAUGAUAACGUGACUUUUUACUUGAUGAUAACUUUGGGCUCAGUGUCUGUGCUUUUUCUCAUCAGUAUCAUUGUGCUGAUUGCAAUGCAGUGCUCAAAGUCCACUGACUAUACUUCUAAAUAUCUACAAGAGACUAAUUAUGAUGGGACACUGUGUCACAGCAUCCAGUACAGAUCUGGAGACAAACGCUACAUGUUAGUUGGACCCAGAAUGAGUAUAGGAUCUACUAUAGUCCCUGGCAGCCACGCGAAUACACUAGUGCUUCCUGACAGGAGGAGAACAUCUGAAGAGGUAAGCUUAUUCUGA